UCGCCGACCGUCGGUUGGGGCGGCCUAGCCUCCAAAGAGGGGCCGUCACUCGCGCUCACAGCCAAAACGGUAGCAUGUGUGGCCAGGCGGGACGUCUGCUGUUUCUGCUGCUGGUGUGUGUCAGCGGUGGUGAGCGCAGACUGCUGUGUGCGGCGUCAGCAGCGGACGGCGAGGCCGGGGGCGCCGGGGCCACCAGCCCUGAGCGGUAUUUCACGCUAGAUGUUAUAGAGAAGAAGAUACUGGAUACUGCCUAUGAUGCGAAUCAAUGGCCCACCUUUAACAAAACCGGCGUACCGACCGACGUUCAUGUGGAGAUCUUCAUCAACAGCUUCGGCGCGCCGCGGGCAGCCACCAUGGACUACCACCUGGACAUCUACCUGCGGCAGUCGUGGCAGGACGACCGGCUCCGGUCUGCCUCGGACACCCGGCAGCUGCUUCUGGUCAGCAGGCGCAGCGUCAUCGACAGGCUGUGGACGCCGGACAUCUACUUCCUCAACGUCAAGGAUGCAAAGUACCAUGAUGUGACAUCACCAAACGUGUUGAUGCGGAUUUAUGCGGACGGAAGGGUCUUCUACAGCAUCCGAUUGCAGCUGACCCUCUCUUGCCAGAUGGAUCUCAACAAAUAUCCUUUGGACACACAGACCUGCCACAUAGAGCUUGCCACUUUUGCGCACCCAAUAUCAGCCCUGGAGUUUUAUUGGAAGGAGCCCAAUCCGAUUGAGAGGACUAUGAAUAUGGAGAUACCGCAGUUCAACCUGGAAGAGAUCAUCUUAGACAAUCCCAAAGUGCUGAACUACAGCACAGGUCAGUUCAGCGCGCUGUCGGCUCGGUUCCGACUGAACCGGGAGAACGGCUACCACCUGCUGCAGACCUACAUCCCCACCAUCAUGAUCGUGGCGAUCUCGUGGGUGUCCUUCUGGCUGGAGCAGACCGCCACGCCGGCACGCGUGACGCUGGGUGUGACCACCCUCCUGACUCUGACGUCACUGGCCGCCGGCGUCAGGAGCGAGCUGCCUCCGGUGUCCUACCUCAAGGCCAUUGACGUCUGGAUCGGCUCCUGCAUGUUCUUCGUGUUCGGGGCGCUGCUCGAGUUCGUGCUCGUCCACCACCUCGCCAAGAAGCGCAAGCGCAGGGGCAGCCAGCGCAAGUCCUUCAAGGCCAUGUUCUUCGGCAGCGAGGAGCCCGAGGUGCUGGACCAGGGUGGCAAAAAGGAGACUCACCUGGCAGAGGCGAAGAUCGUCGACCGCAUCUGCCGCGUCUUCAUGCCAUUCGCCUUCAUCACGUUCAACUUUGCCUACUGGUGUCACUAUGGGCUUGGCUAGGGAACGGAUGCGGCCUGGCACACAACGACAAGGAAUGCGGCCGAUUUUUGUAUACACCCGAGACACACAUAAGAGAUGGGUUGCGGAACGAUGGUUUAUGGGAUGGUGUUUUACCGCGCUACGGCAGUCAC
This is a messenger RNA of Amphibalanus amphitrite, 1453 nucleotides long. RefSeq names its product glycine receptor subunit alpha-2-like. Bases 75 to 1322 code for a protein of 415 amino acids. Gene Ontology annotation, biological process: signal transduction; chemical synaptic transmission; regulation of membrane potential. Gene Ontology annotation, cellular component: synapse; membrane; neuron projection. Gene Ontology annotation, molecular function: transmembrane signaling receptor activity; chloride channel activity; extracellular ligand-gated monoatomic ion channel activity. The transcript has 11 exons. NCBI's taxonomy places the organism in Eukaryota, Metazoa, Arthropoda, Thecostraca, Balanomorpha, Balanidae. The record is from RefSeq and is a predicted model, not a curated record.